Messenger RNA from Hippocampus zosterae (dwarf seahorse), 1597 nucleotides. It is a transcript of the gene chst3a, whose product is annotated as carbohydrate (chondroitin 6) sulfotransferase 3a. The transcript has 4 exons. NCBI's taxonomy places the organism in Eukaryota, Metazoa, Chordata, Actinopteri, Syngnathiformes, Syngnathidae. The record is from RefSeq and is a predicted model, not a curated record. Gene Ontology annotation, biological process: N-acetylglucosamine metabolic process. Gene Ontology annotation, molecular function: N-acetylglucosamine 6-O-sulfotransferase activity; chondroitin 6-sulfotransferase activity. The coding region runs from base 188 to 1483 and encodes 431 amino acids.
UGGUUUUGUUCUGCUCAUCUGCCUCGCGUGGAGGCGAUAUCAUGGCAGUGUGCCCUUGCCGGCGACAAUGCAGCAAGAUGCUGCGUGGACGACGGUUCCCCCACGAACACAGACAGAUUGAGCGCAACGCCAAGAAUGACACCCUUUAGAAUUGGAGUUGCCACACCAGAACUUUAAAAAAAAGAAAAUGAAGAUUAAAUAUGCCGUUGUCUUCGUCUUUAUCGUGGCGUUGGUCAUCAUCGAAAAGGAAAGCAAUAUCAUAUCAAGGAUGUCCGACAAAAUGAUGCAGAGGCAAACGCCGCCGUUGACCACGCAAUCGUCACCGGAUUACAGCAAAACAACCCCAAAAAACUUGACCGCGCUCGACAUGCUGCUGUCUCGAGUCAAUGCUUCCGAAGAGAGUCGCACCAAUCAAACCGAGGAGCGGCGUGAGGAAGAACUUCAAAAUGGUGGCCGUAAGAACAUAUUGCUCAUGGCCACCACAAGAUCAGGUUCUUCCUUCAUGGGCGAAGUCUUUAACCAGCACGGAAAGAACAUGUUCUACCUCUUCGAACCUCUGUGGCAUGUACAAUACACGCCGACCAAGACGUACAACAGCAGUUUCUUGCCGGCAAUUUAUCGGGACGUACUCCAGGGCCUCUUCCUGUGUGACUUUUCUCUUCUGGAGAAGUUCCUCUAUCCCCCACCCCAGGACCAUGUGGCCACGUGGCUGUUCCGCAGAUAUUCCAGUUUGUCACUGUGUGAAGAGCAAGUCUGUACCCCCUUCGUCAAGGAGGUUUUUGAGAGGUUUCGCUGUCCAAAUCAGCAGUGCGGUCCACUCAACCUGACCCUCGCUUCGCAGUUGUGCCUUUCCAAACAAUACCAAGCCAUCAAGACUGUCCGCGUCCAUCAGUUGGAAAUGCUGCGGCCUCUGGUGGAGGACCCUCGGUUGAAUGUCAAAAUAAUCCAGCUGGUCCGUGAUCCGCGUGCCAUAUUAGCAUCACGCAUGGUGGUCUUCUCCACAAAGUACCAGACGUGGAAGUCCUUGGUGCAGGACGGUCAGGUGCCUGAGAAUAACGAAGAGUGGAAGGCGCUACAGGGGAACUGCGACAACAUGAAAAGGUCUGCUGAGCUGGGCCUGAGCCAACCUCGCUGGCUGAGGAAAAGCUACAUGUUGAUGCGCUACGAAGACGUCACUCGCAACCCCAUGGAGAGAGUCGAGGAGAUGUACAGGUUCACGGGGAUUCCGUUCAGCCCCGAAGCCCGCGAGUGGAUCCUGAGGAACACCCAAACCACGCAGAACGCCGACGACUUCUUCUCCACCCAAAGGAACUCGUCGGAGCAGGCGGAGAAAUGGAGAUAUAGCAUUCCUUUCACACUGGCUCAGGCGGUGCAGCGACUGUGCGGACCCACCAUGAAACUGUUUGGCUACAAGUUUGUGGACGAUGCAAAGAUGCUCGUCAAUAAGUCUGUCAGCUUGUGCGAGGACAAGACAUUUCACUAAAUAGCCCCAGGCUGUAGUUGAGAAACACCCGCCUUAAUGUUAGCCCCGCAAUUUGUGGGGGCUUGGUAUUGAGCCCUGUGGCGUAGAAAGUGAUGGAUCACUUUCAUACUUUGU